Messenger RNA from Gloeophyllum trabeum ATCC 11539, 900 nucleotides. RefSeq lists its product as uncharacterized. Gene Ontology annotation, biological process: protein phosphorylation. The record is from RefSeq and is a predicted model, not a curated record. Gene Ontology annotation, molecular function: protein kinase activity; ATP binding. Lineage: Eukaryota; Fungi; Basidiomycota; Agaricomycetes; Gloeophyllales; Gloeophyllaceae. The annotation marks the transcript as partial. The transcript has 3 exons.
UUUGUCUACAGUCUCCUUAUGACUGAACGUACUGUCCAAGUCUUCCAGUUUGAUCGGGGCGGUGUCGUGUAUUCUCGUCCUGUCAAUAUUCAUCAAGAGGCAGAAACGUUUGUGAAGAUUAUUCUGGCGCUGUCCACUGCGGAUGAGGGUAAACUGGGCUUCGACACUCGUAUCCAGUGGCACGGCCAUUACCGGUAUUUCUGCACAGCAGUGGACGGAGGAAGCAAGUACAUGAUCUAUAGUCCCUUCAACUGGGGUGACAGGAUACUACGGGGGAAGGCAACAAAAUGCUGGUACACGCAGAACCAGGACGGUGAGGAGCUCCUCCUUAAAUUUGCUUGGAGAACCCCCGAGCGCGGCCUAGAGUGGGAGUUCCUGGAGAAGAUUGCAGAAAACCCUAUCCCCGGCGUUGCUGAGGUUGUCUGUCGCUCGCAACCUUCCGAGAUGGAGACUGUCUUUUCGCUUCGUGGCGGGAUUGGGUUUGCCGACAACGGAGAGGAAGAUGUCGACAACCGUCAAUACUAUAAUUUCUUGCAACCCUAUUAUGGCCCGUCUCUGAGGCAUGCGCCAUCUAUCCUGGUCCUCCUGGAAGCAUUCCGGGACAUAAUCCAAGGUAACGUUAGUCUCGCCAAACGGGGCAUCGUCCAUCGGGAUAUAAGUCCUGGAAAUAUGCUCCUCAAUAAUCGGCCAGAUGCUCAUGCAGGGAGUAGAGGCAUUCUUAUUGAUUUUGACCUAGCUGCAUUUGUUGAUGGGCAGGGGAAAGGCCCAGCAGCGAGUAUGAAGAACGGCACGCGGGCCUUUCAGUCGAUCAAGGUUCUUUUGGAAAUAGGCUGUCAUGACCACUUGGAUGAUCUGGAGUCCAGCUUCUACAGUUUGUGUUGGUUGGCAUAUACUAGCGAG